AUGAGCUCUGGAAACUGGACUCAGGUAACAGGAUUUGUCCUACUGGGCUUUCCCAGUAACCACAUCCUGCAGAUGCUUUUGUUUCUGGGGUUGAUGGUGACAUACAUUGUAACAGUCACAGGCAACCUGCUAAUCAUAGUGCUCAGCUGGAUGGACCACCGCCUGCACACACAGAUGUACUUCUUCCUGAGGAACCUAUCCUUCCUGGAGCUGCUGCUGGUGUCUGUUGUGGUUCCCAAGAUGCUUGACAUCAUCCUCACAGGGGAUCACACCAUCUCAUUUGCCAGCUGCAUGAUCCAGUCCUAUCUCUACUUCCUCCUAGGCACUACCGACUUCUUCCUCUUAGCAGUCAUGUCUCUGGAUCGCUACUUGGCAAUCUGCCGACCUCUCCACUAUGAGACUCUGAUGAGUGGUUAUGUCUGUUCCCAGUUGGUGCUGGCUUCCUGGUUAGCUGGGUUCCUCUGGGUACUUUGCCCCACCAUCCUCAUGGUCAGCCUCCCUUUCUGUGGCCCCAACAGGAUUGACCACUUUUUCUGUGACAGUUGGCCCUUGCUGAGGCUCUCUUGUGGGGACACCUCCCUGCUGGAGCUGAUGGCUUUCCUGCUCUCUUCAUUGGUGUUACUGGGCUCUCUGACCUUGACUUCAGUUUCCUAUGCCUUUAUCCUUGCCACUGUCCUCAGGGCCCCCACAGCUGCCGAGAAAAGAAAAGCAUUCUCCACCUGUGCCUCACACCUUACGGUGGUGGUUAUCUUCUAUGGCAGUUCCAUCUUUCUCUACAUCCGUUUGUCAGAGGCUCAGUCCAUGCUGCUCAACAAAGGUGUCUCUGUCCUGAAUUGUAUCAUCACACCUCUCCUGAACCCAUUUAUCUUCAGCCUCCGCAAUGACAAGGUGAAGCAGGUGCUGAGAGAUGCCCUGAGGUGGCACUGGUCCACUGUUUCCAGGAAACUAUGUGGGUCACAAGUAAAAGGAAAUAUCCCUAUUAAAUUGGGAAAUUAA
Messenger RNA from Marmota flaviventris (yellow-bellied marmot), 996 nucleotides. RefSeq names its product olfactory receptor family 6 subfamily T member 1 (gene Or6t1). NCBI's taxonomy places the organism in Eukaryota, Metazoa, Chordata, Mammalia, Rodentia, Sciuridae. Gene Ontology annotation, cellular component: membrane. The record is from RefSeq and is a predicted model, not a curated record. Gene Ontology annotation, biological process: G protein-coupled receptor signaling pathway. Gene Ontology annotation, molecular function: G protein-coupled receptor activity; olfactory receptor activity.